UCCUCCGACAACCGUCUCCAGCCUGCCCGUCGCCGUCCGGUCGCAACUGAACACUUUUGUCGUGCACAAGUCUCCGAAUUUCUCAAAAACGGUAUCGGCCGAUUUUCGAAGACGACAAUUUCCCCGACAGAACCAGUCAAGAUGGCCACCAAGGAGCUCACGUACCAGGACGUCGCCGAGCACAACACCAAGAAGGACCUUUACCUCGUCAUCCACGACCAGAUCUACGAUGUGACCAAAUUCGUGGACGAGCACCCCGGUGGCGAGGAGGUCCUUCUCGACGUUGCUGGCCAGGACGCCACCGAGGCCUUCGAGGAUGUCGGCCACAGCGACGAGGCCCGCGAGACGCUGGCCAAGCUCAAGGUCGGCACGCUGAAGCGUAACCCCGGCGACCCAAAGCCCAAGACCCCCGCUCCCGGCGCGGUGCCUCCGGCCGCGAAUUCCUCCUCGGCGGGCUUCGGCUUCGGCGUCUAUGCCCUUGUCCUCAUCGGCGGUGCGGUCGCGUACUUUGCCUACCAGUACCUGCAGCAACAGCAGGGUGCGCAGAGCGCCUAGCUUGCUUCCACGCGGUUGACGGUCACGGCGAACGCGCAAGAUGUUUCUGACCAAUGCGUGGGGUUCCGGGGCUCUGCUUGCGCUGCUGGCCUGCACCAGAUGGAACCGGAGAAACCCACUAGCGCCUGCCUAGGUGCUCAUCUCGUUCCCCUAUGAUGCACUUGGAUGCGGUCCCAGGCGGCUCGUCCUUCGCAGCAGAUGCCUGCCAGGAGUGGUGGCUACUUCUUUUGGUAUUCAACAACUACAGAUGGGAUCGGUUUAUGAUGGGGGAUAUCUUGUAUGCCAGAGGUUCAUGCAUUUCGGCGUCAGGAAGCAAGCAAGCAAGCAAGCGAACCAGGAGGCCCGCUGCUCCGCCAUCUCUCGGGUGCAGCAGCAAGUGCCUGGCUGGAAUUGUCGCAUAACUUAUAGACUUUUGUAAUUCUGC
Thermothielavioides terrestris NRRL 8126 is the source of this 979-nucleotide messenger RNA. RefSeq lists its product as uncharacterized. Gene Ontology annotation, molecular function: heme binding. NCBI's taxonomy places the organism in Eukaryota, Fungi, Ascomycota, Sordariomycetes, Sordariales, Chaetomiaceae. The transcript is spliced from 4 exons. Bases 142 to 555 code for a protein of 137 amino acids. Gene Ontology annotation, biological process: sterol biosynthetic process. Gene Ontology annotation, cellular component: intracellular membrane-bounded organelle; endoplasmic reticulum membrane. The record is from RefSeq and is a predicted model, not a curated record.